This is a messenger RNA of Spirometra erinaceieuropaei, 1173 nucleotides long. The record is from the annotation of a GenBank genome assembly. Lineage: Eukaryota; Metazoa; Platyhelminthes; Cestoda; Diphyllobothriidea; Diphyllobothriidae.
AUGUACAAGGCCGUCAUCCCGCCGACGCUACUGUACGGAGCGGAGACCUGGACGGUGUACACGAGGCAGGCACGUCGACUAAACCACUUCCACCCCAGCUGUCUCCGCCGCAUCCUGAGGCUGAACUGGCAGGACCGCAUCCCCGACACCGAAGUGCUGAAACGGACGGGAAUUCUGAGCAUCUACUCCAUGUUGAGACAAAUGCAGCUGCGCUGGAGCGGCCACCUGGUGCGCAUGGACGACGUGCGACUACCCAAACGACUCUUCUACGGAGACGUCGCGACGGGUUCUCGUCGUCAAGGAGGCCAAAUUCGCCGUUACAAAGAUACUCUGAAGUCCUCCCUGAAGCGCCUGCACAUCAACCCGACCAACUGGGAAGAGCUCGCCCGCGAUCGUCCGACAUGGAGGAGAACAGUGAAGACGGACGCUGCUAUCUACGAAGCCAACCGCAUCGCCGCCGCCAAAGUGAAACGCGAAGUCCGCAAUUCACAACUUCGCCCAAUACGCAACGCCGCCGCACAACCUCUCCCUACGUGUCCUCGAUGUCAACGGACAUUCCGGGCACGAAUCGGACUUGUUGGACAUCUUCGAACCAACUGCACCUCUCGAACUGCUCCAGCCAUCGUCCACGCGCCCGCCUCUUCCUCGUCCUCUCUUCCGCCAACUAACUCUGACACUCCUUCUGCACCACCACUUCCAUCCUCCUCCUUCUCCUCCACUGCCCCAGCGGUGGCCGUUCAGGCUGCCGUCUCACACAUCGCCAACCACGACACAGCAACCGCAACCACCCCCACCUGCCCUCACUGCGACCGCACCUUCACCUCGCACAACGGCCUGGUCGGUCACUUGCGAAUCCAUCGCACAGAGACUGGUGAACCAGUGCCUGGAGCACCAACCUACACCCAUCGCACUCGCCUCCACUGCCCACAAUGCUCUCGCACCUUCCGGCGUCGCAUGGGCCUAUCCGGCCACAUGCGUAUCCACGACAGCGGAAUUGACCGCAGCCUUGACACACCCACCCCGCCAAGCCCCACUCCCAAUCCAUCACCCUGUGCACCCACUAACCACUCCCCAGCCGACAUCGACGCCACCGACCUUACCACCCCUCACUCCCCCCUUCCUCCUCCACCUCCUCCUUCACUGCCACAACGACGGCCACUCCGGCGUCUGUAG